GGCUCCUACCAUUUUCCUGUAAUGGCGGACCAAGCAGACAGCGAAGCAAUCGGAUUCGGCGACAACAGAAUGGCCCAGCAGGCCGUGCGGUUCCGUGGACCCGGCCCGUCGCCCACCGCCGCCACCGCUGCUCCCGCCCCUGCUGCCACCACUGUGCCAGCUCCCAAUCAGACGCCGGUUCUGCGCGGCCCUCCGCCUCUCCUCAGGCCGCCACCGCCCCCCUUUGGAAUGAUGAGGGGACCACCACCGCCUCGUCCUCCUUUCCCGCGACCACCUUUUGACCCCAGCAUGCCCCCCAUUCCGCCACCGGGAGGCAUGCCGCCCCCCAUGGGCCCGCCGCAUCUUCAGAGACCCCCAUUUCUUCCCCCUCCAAUGGGCAAUCUACCGCCCCCUCCAGGGAUGCUCUUUCCUCCUGGUAUGCCCCCAGUUCAAACUUCUGGAAGCCCCGCCCCCAACCCUACCCCUGCCCCUGCCCCAACUCCCACCCUCAACCCGACAGAGGAGAUCUGGGUAGAGAACAAAACGCCAGAAGGGAAGGCGUACUACUACAACGCUCGCACUAGAGAGUCGGCGUGGACUAAACCGGAAGGUGUAAAAAUCAUUCAGCAGGCAGAGCUCAACCCUCUACUAGUGUCCGGAGCCGGGGCUGGCACCGCAACGGCAGCUGGCACCAACGUGGUGGUUGCCAGUGUGGGAGGCAACAACAUGGGCGGUAUCAGCGUGGGGGGCACCCCGGCCGCCAACUCCAGCAGCAUCAACACUACGGCCAGCACAGCUGCCUCGCCUGUCGCCGCCCCUGCCAGCGCCCCCUCCAGCACCCCAUCCCGCACGCUCAGCCCCAGUCCAGACUCCACCACCACAACUUUGGCCCCCACUGUGACCAUUGCAGCCACCGUCAUGGCAGACCUUUCCCCCGUGGCCAGCUCGUCGGCGCCGCCAGUCACCGUGGUGACGGUAUCCACGGUGCCGUCCCCCGUCACGGCAGUGCAGACCGUCCCGCUGCUGACCGCCACCCUGCCUCAUAGUGUGGCCCAGCCCACCGCCACCAUACCUGCCUUCCCGCCUGUCAUGGUGCCGCCCUUCAGGGUGCCCUUGCCAGGCAUGCACAUCCCCCUACCAGGUGUAGCAAUGAUGCAGAUAGUUGGCGCUCCCUGCGUAAAGGCGGGCCCUGGUGCCAACGGAAUGUUGCCUGGCAUGGGCCCGCCUCUGGUAUCCAUGAUGCACCCUCAGUUGGCACUGUCAGCAGCGCCCGCCGCUUCCAUGGCCGCCACCCUACAGCUGCCUGAGUGGUCUGAAUACAAGACUGUGGAUGGCAAGACUUACUACUACAACAACCGGACCCUUGAGUCCACCUGGGAGAAACCGCAGGCCCUGCUGGACAGAGAAAAAGAGGCAGAGAAGGCCAAGGAGCGACUGGCGCUGGAGGAGGCGGAAGCCAUGGAGAUGGAGGAGGAGGAGAGCAAAAUCCUCACCAUAAAUGACAAGCAUGAGCGCAAAGAAGAAGAAAUGAGCGAGGAAGAGAAAGCGGCACAGAAAGCUCGUCCGGUGGCCACCAACCCAAUCCCAGGAACGCCGUGGUGCGUGGUGUGGACGGGCGACGAGCGCGUCUUCUUCUACAACCCCACAACUCGACUGUCCAUGUGGGACCGACCCGAAGAGCUGGUGGGUCGCGCCGACGUUGACAAACACAUCCAGGAGCCCCCGCAUAAGCGAGGCCUCGACGAUGCCAAACGGACAGUUUUUAGCAGGGAGGAGUCAGAGCUGGGCCUCGCCUCAGACGACGCGCACGACGAGGAGCCCUCCAAAGCCAAGAAGAGAAAGAAAGAAGAUGCAAAUGAGCCGGACUCUGAGAAGGAAGCAGUGAUGGAGGCGGAGCUUCGGGCAGCCCGAGAAAGAGCUGUGGUGCCCCUUGAAUCCAGGAUGACUCAAUUCAAAGACAUGCUGCUAGAAAGAGGGGUGUCUGCUUUCUCCACGUGGGAUAAAGAGCUUCACAAGAUUGUAUUCGACCCUCGCUACCUUCUGCUCAACCCCAAAGAACGCAAGCAGGUGUUCGACCAAUACGUGAAGACGAGAGCAGAGGAAGAGAGGAAGGAGAAGAAGAACAAGCUGAUGCAGGCCAAAGACGAAUUCAGGAAGUUGAUGGACGAGGCCAAGCUGACAGCCAGGACCACCUUCAGCGAGUUUGCCGUCAAAAACGGCAGAGACCCUCGAUUCAAGAGCAUCGACAAGAUGAAGGACAGGGAAGCCAUCUUCAUUGAACACAUGACGGCCCUAAGGAAGCGGGACAAGGAGGACUCCAAAUCCAGAGGGGAUAAGGUGAGGCAGGACUUCUUCGAGAUGUUGAGCGACCAACAUGUAGAAGGAGGUCAGCGCUGGAGCAAAGUCAAGGAGAGGAUGGAGACGGACCCACGCUACAAGGCUGUGGAGAGCUCCGCCCUCAGGGAGGAUUACUUCAAACAGUAUCUGGACAAGCUCGCCAAGAGCCUUGACUUGGAGAAGGAGCGCGAGUUGGAGCGUCAGGCUCGCAUCGAGGCCAGCCUGCGGGAACGGGAGCGUGAGGUCCAGAAGGCACGAUCGGAGCAGACCAAAGAGAUUGAUCGCGAGAGAGAGCAGCACAAGCGCGAAGAAGCCAUCCAGCACUUCAAGGCUCUCAUGUCCGACAUGGUGCGCUCAUCAGAUGCGACGUGGUCAGACACGCGGCGCAACCUACGCAAAGACCACCGCUGGGAGUCGUCGUCACUACUGGAACGUGAGGAGAAGGAGAAGCUCUUCAAUGAUCACGUGGAGGCGCUGGCCAAGAAGAAAAAGGAACACUUCAGGCAGCUCCUUGACGAGACCACCAUGAUCACUCUAACAACCACGUGGAAGGAAGUUAAGAAGAUCAUAAAGGAGGACCCCAGAUGUAUCAAGUUCUCAUCCAGUGACAGAAAGCGACAGCGUGAGUUUGAGGACUACAUCAAAGAUAAAUACAUCACGGCCAAAGCUGACUUCAGAAUUCUCCUGAAGGAGACAAAGUUCAUCACGUACAGGUCCCGGAAGCUUAUCCAAGAGUCGGAGCAGCACCUGAAGGACGUGGAGAAGAUCCUACAGAACGAUAAGCGCUACCUGGUGCUGGAGUGCGUCCCCGAAGAACGCCGCAAGCUUAUUAUGUUCUACAUCGAGGACCUGGACCGGCGCGGGCCGCCCCCACCCCCUACCGCUUCGGAGCCCACGCGCCGCUCCACCAAGUGACCCUACGGGCGUUCCCCUCCCCCCUUCCUUCACCCUAUCGGCGUGCCCUCUGACCCAAUGGCCAGCCGCCGUCGGGCCGCCCCCGCGCUGGGUGCUCAGGUUUGAAAAGGGGUCGUAGGUUUCCAGUCAAUUUUCAAAUUCGGGUAGGAAUUUGGGAAAUUUGCUUUCCAUGGGAAUUUGGUGGAACUAAAUGAAAUGGUUUCAUUUUGUUAUAAGCAGAUGGCCAUGCAAAAUUGAUGGCUCUUUUGAGAGCAAAUCUCAAGUGUUAUUUUAUUUUGCGGCACAGUGCAAAAUAAAAUAAUCCAAGUGAUCAAUCGCGCUGUAAAAGCUGGUAAGUCUGUAUCACUAGACUUGCAUGAAAUCUGCUUGCUGUAGUUAAGCGUUAUACUCAGCUGCAUUUUAGUUCCAUAAUAGGCGACGACCUUCAAUAUUUUAUCCCUGAAAGUUCCCAUGGAAAGUUUCCAAAUUCCCAGAAUUUCGCAACAGUACUGGGAGCUUGUCCGUGGAGAGACAGCGCACCCCCCUCCUGCGGACACCAGGUCGCCUUUGACCCUUCACCUCUGCCUUGAGGGAUGAAGAGGCUGCGCCAGUCUGCAGCCACUAGUGUAUGAUAGUUCAUGUAAAUCAUCUUCAGCGUGUGCGUGUAUGUGCGAGUGAGUACAAGUGUGUUGGAAGCGAGCCCAAGCCUUACAGCACCGCCACCGUCUGGAAUGUUCCCCAAUUUUGUCUCCACGUUCUAAUAAAUGCAACUUCUUGUCUUUUUCAA
This is a messenger RNA of Corythoichthys intestinalis (scribbled pipefish), 3997 nucleotides long. It is a transcript of the gene tcerg1b, whose product is annotated as transcription elongation regulator 1b (CA150). The coding region runs from base 22 to 3231 and encodes 1069 amino acids. The record is from RefSeq and is a predicted model, not a curated record. Lineage: Eukaryota; Metazoa; Chordata; Actinopteri; Syngnathiformes; Syngnathidae. The transcript is spliced from 20 exons. Gene Ontology annotation, cellular component: nucleus. Gene Ontology annotation, molecular function: transcription coregulator activity; RNA polymerase binding.